CGGCAGCGGCCUCUUCUUCCCCGGCGGCCAGGGAGGCUUCCCGAGCAGCUAUGGAGUGUCGAGAUAAAUCCGCAGCCCCAGCCCGGAAGCUCAUACAAGCUCGACUGCCUUUCAAACGUUUGAAUCCCAUACCAAAGGAAACGCUUGACACAAACUCAGGAGUCAAAAAAGCUAGGAACUCUCAAAACGUCCUCGAUCAAAACACGCCGUGCCCCGAUUUGUCGGAUCCGUUACCGGACAACGCGGAGAACAGCUGCCAGCUGGAAACGGAAACGCCGUGUGUUCCAAAACUGGUGAACGGCAAGGGUCCGUUAGAUAACUUUGUGCAGAAAAGUCCAAAAAAUAACACGAGUCAGCCUUUGUGCGUGAUAGGUUUGACAGGGGAUUCUUACCACAGACUAAGCGAUAACAUAGACCAUGACAAAUCGAACAACGUCGCCGCGUCUGUGGAGAAAGCGCAUAAGGAGGUAGGAAGCCAGUCUGGUUUGCAAAAGUCCGAGUGUAACGCCCAGGCGGAUGCCCCGAUGGAAACGUGUCCAGCCGCAGCAGAGAGGGGUGAAUUACCGAGUACGGGGUCAGCUGAGAUGGAAACCAAUAGCCCCAAAGAGAGCAAACUCCAGAAUGUCAUAUUUGAAAGGAAAAUGCCUGUCGUCGUCCUGGAGGACAUCAUGGUGGCCAGAUCACCCCAACCCACACCCCUGGAAAGGAGCCUGCCUUCUGGAAACGAGACAUUUGAGUCUUGUCCUGAAGAGGACACGGCGUGUACAAAUUCCUCCUUAAGCUCCCUCUCCCUCGCCAGCUCACCGGAGUCUCUGCCCGCCCAGGAGCGUCACGACGCUGUUAGCCCAGUCUGUGCUUCGACCCCGGUUCGAAAGGUAUCUCAGAAAACCCACCAGAACUCUGAGGAGAAGGAGAAACAGAGGCUGCAGAGGAAACAAGAACGUGCCGACAAACUUCAGAAGCAGCAGGCCGAACGGGAGGAGAAGGAGAGGCUGAAGGCCGCGAAGGAACGCGCCCGGGAGGAGGCGAGGAGGAAGAAAAAAGAGGAGAAGGGGCUGAAGGAGAAGGAGAAGAGGGAGAAGAAGGAGAAAGAAGAGAAAGAGAAGGCCGAGAAGCUGCGAGUGAAGGAAGAGAAACGGAAGGAGAGGCAGGAAGCCCUGGAGGCAAAACUAGAAGAGAAAAAGAAGAAAGAAGAAGAGAAACGAUUGAAAGAGGAAGAGAAGCGCAUCAAAGCAGAGAAGGCAGAAAUCACCAGGUUCUUCCAAAAGCCAAAGUCCCAGCCUGCUCCGAAGAUUCUUGCCGGCUGGUGUGGGAAAUUUGCUCCCUUUGAAAUCAAGGAGAACAUGGUCCUUUCGCCUCUCUGCCGCGUCCCUGUCGAUCAGGAACUCUUAGAACAACUUGACUGGCUACUGCAAGCUCAGGACUACGGCGCGUCUCUCCUGGAAGAACUGAAGAGCCAAGAGGCCCGUAAAUCUGGGCCCACCCUCGAUUACGGCACCGGGGAGGAUGAUAUCAACAGCGACGUGGUCAUCGUGGGCAGCAGCCAAGCAGGAGACGUGCCAGAAAGGAAGAAGUUUGGCAGGAUGAAACUCCUGCAGUUCUGCGAGAACCACCGGCCUGCCUACUGGGGCACGUGGAACAAGAAAUCCGCUGCGAUAAGUCCCAGGAACCCUUGGUCGAAAGACGAGAAACUCUUGGACUACGAAGUCGAGAGCGACGAGGAGUGGGAAGAGGAGGAACCGGGGGAGUCCCUCUCUCACAGCGAAGGGGAUGACGAUGAAGACGGGGGAGAGGAGGAAGAUGACGACGACGGCUUUUUCGUGCCCCAUGGGUACCUCUCAGAGGACGAAGGCGUGACUGAAGAGUGCAACCCCGAGAACCAGAAAGCGCGUCAAAAGCUGAAAGCGAAGGAAUGGGACGAGUUGCUCAGCAAGGGGACGAGGCUGCACACCCUGCAGCCCGUGAAGGUCGGCUGCGUCUGGGAAAGCAAGGAGGCGGCGGGUGACGGCCCCGGCCCGGAGCUGAGGCUCCUGCAGCAGUUCACAGCUUCCCUUUUGGACGCGAGUACGGCCGAGGAAGAGCAGCUAGAGAGAAGCAACAAGAAGAAAACGAAGGACCAGCAAGUCCUGGGGCAGCUGCUCCCCCUGCUUCACGGCAACGUGAACGGCAGCAAAGCCAUCAUCCAAGAGUUCCAGGAGUGCUGUCGGAUGGGGCUGCUUCCGAGCAACGACGGCUCCGUCCCCGCCGCCGCGGACAGCCGGGACGCCAGCCCCAGCGCCUCCCGGGCCCAGACCCCUGUGCACGCAGGGAGCGCCAUCCCUUCCAAAGCCAGGCUGAAGCGGAUCAUCUCCGAGAACUCUGUGUACGAGAAGAGGCCCGAGAACCGGAUGUGCUGGUACGUGCACCCUGAGGUGCUGAGGAGCUAUGGUCAGGAGAACCUGCCUGUCCCUUGCCAGUGGAGUUACGUCACGCAGGUUCUUUCGGCGGCCAAGGACGACAGCGGCAACUCUCCGGCGGCGGCGACGCAGACCGCUCCCGCCUCUGCGAAAUGGAAGUCAGCGGGGAGCAUGUCGAUCACCAAGUUCAUGAGGAGACCUCCGGGGGCCGGGCAGGCCGAAACCACAGAGAUGGAUGGAUUUCAGGCCGACACGGAGGAAGAGGACGAUGACGACUGUAUACUCAUGGACACGCAGCAAAACAAAGCACCUGCGUCGGGGACCCCCGAAAUCGCUUCAAAGACGGAGCAAGCCGCCGACGCCUCUGACCCCAUUUGAUAUACCUAGCCCCCUCCCCUCCUUUUACUUCUCUGUAUGUAUGUAGAAUUGUUUUAGCAUCUUGUAAAACAUUGGCGUGUACCUUUUGUGGUUUUUGUAUAAGAUACUUGAACAUAACUCUGUGUUCCUUGUAAAGAGAAGACAGCACUUUGUUCCGCUUCGGAUCGCCGGAAGCUCAAGUCAUUUAUUUUUAGUGGGGUGGGUGGGUGGGUGGGGAGGUAGCUGAGGAAAAUAUACAACCUGUAAUCUCUCUAAUAAAAGCAUUAU
Elgaria multicarinata webbii is the source of this 3041-nucleotide messenger RNA. It is a transcript of the gene CHAF1A, whose product is annotated as chromatin assembly factor 1 subunit A. Gene Ontology annotation, biological process: nucleosome assembly. Lineage: Eukaryota; Metazoa; Chordata; Lepidosauria; Squamata; Anguidae. The record is from RefSeq and is a predicted model, not a curated record. Gene Ontology annotation, cellular component: nucleus; CAF-1 complex. The transcript is spliced from 15 exons. Bases 51 to 2774 code for a protein of 907 amino acids.